Molecule: messenger RNA, 732 nt
Organism: Nerophis lumbriciformis (worm pipefish)
Lineage: Eukaryota; Metazoa; Chordata; Actinopteri; Syngnathiformes; Syngnathidae
Source: RefSeq, a predicted model, not a curated record
AUGACGCUGUGGUUGUUCGGUCCGCAUGCGGUCGAAGGUGCGCUGGUGAACGAUGCUGGCAACGUCCUUCAGAUUUGGAUCAGCCGCGAACGUAAGGACCAGCGAAGUCGCAGCCUGAUCGACAGUGCUGAGGAGCUGGCGAUCAGGGUUAGCCGACCGCCGCGAGCGGAAUUCGACCGCCGUUUCGCCGGCAAGGUCCAUCAGGGCAUGGCUGCCGAGUAUCAGGAACCAGCUCUGCUUGAUGAGAAAGAUCUGGUCAGUCUGAUCAACGAACGGGCGUUGCUGUUAGUGCUUGACCAUGUUCAGGACCCGCGGAAUUUCGGUGCAUGCUUGCGUAGCGCAGCAGCAGCCGGUGUGACUGCGGUGAUUUUUCCGAAGGAUCGAUCGGCCAGUGUAACCCCACUGGCGCGGAAAACUGCUAGCGGCGCAGCUGAGCGGCUGAAUCUGGUGCAGGUGACCAACCUGGCCACAACCUUGAGGUGGUUGAAACGGCAAAAUGUCUGGCUGGUUGGUGCCGACGGCAGCGCACCGAAAUCUAUCUAUGACAUCGAUUUGACCGGCGCCAUUGGCUUGGUGGUCGGUAAUGAGGGCGAGGGCCUGAAGCGACUUACUGCGAAGCACUGUGAUUUUCUCGCCCGGAUUCCCAUGACCGCGCAGAUGGAGAGCCUCAAUGUCUCCGUGGCCACUGGCAUUGUUCUGUUUGAAGCCGUAAGGCAGAGGAGAAUUGGUUGA